Messenger RNA from Closterium sp. Yama58-4, 1986 nucleotides. NCBI's taxonomy places the organism in Eukaryota, Viridiplantae, Streptophyta, Zygnematophyceae, Desmidiales, Closteriaceae. The record is from the annotation of a GenBank genome assembly.
AUGCGUCGCGAUUCCGGGUCUGGGUUCUACGACCCCGCCUCGCGCCGUGUCUUUGCGUCUCAUGACGUUACCUUUAACGAGUCGGUCCCCUUUUACCAUCUCUUUCCCUACCGCACUGCCCCUCUCCCCCCCCCCCCGCCGCUCUCUCUCGCUCCAGGUCCCCCCCAGGUAGACCUCCUCCCCCCUCCAGGUCCUGCUCCUUCAGGUGUGUCUCAGGUAGACCCUCCUCCCUUGACUGAGCCUGUUGAGGUCACUGGUGACUCUGGUCCUGCUGGGGGUGGUCCUGCUCGGGGUGCUGCUUCUGGGGGUGCUGAGCCUGGGGGUGCGGAGCCUGGGGGUGCUGAGCCUGGGGGUGCGGAGCCUGGGGAUGCUGAGCCUGAGCCUAAGGGUGCGGAGCCUGGAGGUGCUGAGCCUGGGAGUGCUGAGCCUGGGGGUGCUGAGCCUGGGGGUACUGAGUCUGGGGGUGCUGCGCCUGGGGGUACUGAGGCGCCUGGUGAGCAGUCUCCUUGGAGCGGCCGCCUACGUAGUCGCUCCGCUGGUGCCUCGCCGCAGCACUCUCAUCGGCGUGUGCCUCUCUCCACACAGCAACUGCGUGAGUGGUACGUUAGCCGUCAGGGUCGCGCUGCUGGAGCUGGGGGCCCUGCUGCGGGAGGCGCUGGCGUUGGAGGCACUGGAGCUGGUGACUCUGCUACUGGAGGCGCUUCUGCUGACGUCACUAGAGCUGGGGGUGCCGAGUCUGAGCAUGUUGAGACUGGCGGUACUCUGUCUACUAGAGUUACUGGAGCCUCUGGUCCCAGAGGUGUUCGUACUGGAGGUACUGGAGCUGCUGGGGCUGGAGGUACUGCUGGACCUGGAGGUGCUGCUGUUGACCCUGGGGUUGGAGACCCUGGGGUUGGAGGUGCCGGUUCUGGGGGUGCUGCUGCUGGUGGCGCUGGUACUGGAGGUGCUGGCGCUGGAGGUUCUGGAGCUGCUGGAGGUACUGGUGCUGGAGGCGCUGGAGCUGGAGGUUCUGGAGCUGCUGGUGGCGCUGGUACUGGAGGUGCUGGCGCUGGAGGUUCUGGAGCUGCUGGAGGUGCUGGCGCUGGAGCUAAAGGUUCUGGAGCUGCUGGAGGUGCUGGAGCUACUGGUGCUGGUGGCACUGCACAGCCGCGACUGUUUUUCGCUCCGCCGUCACCGUCGUCUCUGCCACCGCCUGACUCCGUGCUUCGCCAGGUUCUUAGCCUCCCGUCUUCUACUGGUCUUCCGUUACAGCCUGGCUCACCACUGCCUGCUCCUUCUCCUUACACUGAGCAGACAGGAGGUCUUGCUGAGCGUCGUGAGCCUGCGUCUCGUCCUGUCUCGCCUCGUGUUCCCCUGCCGUCCCCUCCUGCGUCUUCUCUGCCUGACGUUCCAGACCCUGAGUCUGAUUGGGUUCGUGCUGCUCACCCCACUGUCACGCGUCUGCUCACCACUGUUGUCACUGACCCUUCGUUUGAGUCUACUGCUGCGUCUGCCUUGGUCGCUGAGCUUGUUGACUUUGCUGCUGCCUGUUGUCUAGACUACGCUGCUAGUCUUGUUGCUGAGUCUGAGUCUGUCUGUCCUCCGUCUGUUGGGGGUGAGUAUGCACUUGGCACGGACGUCCUUGAGGACAGGCAGGAGGACCUUGAGUGUCUUGCGGCUGCUGUACCUCAUCUCGUGGCCAUGCUGCUUGCCCCUGAGGGAGACCCGGAUGCACCAGACAUCCCGACCCCGCGCACUUACGCUAAGGCGAUGGCGGGUGAGUACUCCUCUCAGUGGCAGACAACCAUGGACGCAGAGAUGGCAUCCUGGAAGUCCACAGGCACUUACGUCAACGCAGUUCCCCCUCCUGGGGCGAACAUCGUCGAUGGCAUGUGGAUUUUCAGGGUGAAGUGGCCGCCGGGUUCUCCGCCUGCCUUCAAGGCUCGUUACGUUGCACGAGGCUUCAGUCAGCGACAGGGGUGCACUCGGGGCUUCAGGGGGGCCUGA